CCUCGUCAAUUUAGUUCAUUUUACAAAUGCAGUCGAAUCUUCGAAAUGGAGAUGGAAAGUCUAAUUUUGGACAUCGAAUAUGCCAUACUAGAACAAAAUAUCGCACAGAUCAAUGGAUUAUUUCAAAAACUAAAGCUACGAGAUGAUAAUCAAGAGAUGCAAACAUUUAUUGACCAGCUCAAGGMUUUGGUGUGCUAUAUUUGUCGUGGUGAUUAUUCAACAGCUCUUCAAACGCAAGCAGUCAAGUAUUUUUUGAAAUCAGAUACUGCAUCUACUGAAGAGCUUGAUGUUUAUUUCAAAAACAGAAUUAAARAUUACGUACAAAGGGAUAACUCAUCAUUAAGGCAAUUAUUAGUGUUAUGUGUUGGUGUAGCAAGUUUAAGGAUUUUUGUGCAACAAAACUGGACAGGACCAGUGAAUGACAAUAUGUUUAUAGAGUAUCUCCCGGAACCAUAUUGUACUCAAUACAAGGAUGGUUCACUUCAGAAAACAUGUCUUAAAAGAAUACGGAAUGGAGAGAAUUUAUACCCAAAAUUAGAGAGUACUGUUGAACUUUUACUCUCCAAUAUUAUAUUGGUUGAGGAACUGGACAUGUUAUCAGAAGUUAAGUCAUCAUACAUCUGGAGUCUUCGCUGUCACACCUCAAAGCAGAGAGUGAUGGAUGAACAUUCUAAUAUYAUCAUGAAUAAAACAUUUGAACUUAUUGAAGUAAUUGAAAGAGAAUCAUUUCUCUCUGUGGAUAAAAACAGAUCGAUAGCCUGUCAGCUACAUUUAGAAAUAGGUCAUCUUUACAUCUACUACCAUGAAAUGACUAAAGCAAAGGACCAUUUUACCAGUGCACAGGCCUGUCUGGGAAUGAAGUUCAAUCUAUCAGGUGCUUUAGGUAAAAGGACAAAAUUCCAGGAAAAUUUCRUAGCGCAACUCAAGUUGGACGUAAAUCGUGAGGAAGCAGGUCAACAUGUGGAUCUCUUUUAUGAAACCAUUGACACCAGUACACUUCCAAAGAAUGUAUUUCUUGAUGACGAUCUUGUUUUGGAUAAAAUCAAGUUUAAAGACGAAUCGUAUGACACUGAAGAGUUUUCUUUAAACCCAUUAGAAACGGCAGUCAUUUUGUCAUUCUGCAUUUUGUCACAGAAGAGUCAAGCAACGCAUUUAUUGACGUCAGAAGAAUUGGUCGCUUACAUCGAGGGUGUUGUUAGAAUGCCUACGUCAUGGAUUGUACACACCGUAGCUCUACACAUACGCAGUAAAUUAGAGAAAGGAAGUCCUAGAAAGGUUGAACGCUCGAUGAUGCAACUUGAGGUUCUUGUCAAUGCACUGAAGCAAGCAGAGCCCAAGGUCAAUGUGCGUCAAAGCAUGUUUUAUUGUCUUCCUCUCCCACCCAAGUGGACUAUUCAGGAUGAUUUUGCGCAGGUGCUGAUGUCUUUGGGAUGUACGAAGACAGCAUAUGAUAUUUACCAAACACUUGAGAUGUGGGAAAAUGUCAUCAACUGCUUACAUUCACUAGGAAGAUAUGAAAAGGCUGAAAACUUGAUUCGAGAUCAGCUCAAGGGGCAAGAAACUUCCAAAUUAUGGUGUCUCCUUGGGGACGUGACAAAGGAUGAGUCAUGUUAUCAGAAGGCCUGGGACAUAUCUAAUCACCGAAGUGCACGUGCCCAAAGAUCCCUGGGACUUCUUUAUCUGAGAUCGAAGCGUCAUGCUGAAAGUAUCCCUUGCUUCCAAGCUUCCCUGGAGAUAAAUGCCCUCCAGGAAAACAUCUGGUUUUCUCUUGGAUGUGCYGCGAUGUCUAUAGAAGACUGGGAACUAGCAAAGAAAUCAUUCCAUCGAUGUGUCGCGCUCGAUUCCAGUAAUUCAAAGGCUUGGAAUAAUCUUGCAAACGUGUAUGUUCAUCUCAAUGAGAGACCUAAAGCUCAUGCAGCACUUAAGGAGGCACUUCGCUAUGAAUUCAACAACUGGCAAAUGUGGGAAAACUACUUAGUGAUCAGUACUCAGAUUCGCGCAUUUUUUGAAUCUAUAUUUGCUUUUCAUCAAUUAAUGGACAUUAAAGAAAAGUACAAGGAUGUGGAGAUACUUGGAUUACUAGUAAAAGCUGUUAGUGAAGGGAUAGAAGACAACAAAGGGAAGUCAGCUACAAGACUUCGUACUGACCUGCUGAAACUGAUGGGAAGAAUUACGAGCAAGAUCACUAACGACCCUCGUGUAUGGUCACUGUAUUCUAAGUUGUAUUUAAUGACGGACUCUUCAGAAGACAAGGAAAAGGGCUUGAAUUUUCUCAUGAAAGCUUACCGACUAACAAGUCAAGCAUCGAAUUGGGAGAGCGACGUAGAAAGGUUCAGUGAAGUCAUUGAUAUGACUUUAUACAUCAGCGAAGUCUCCACUGAAGUAAGCAAAAGUAAAGCCAGCAGUCAGCAAGCCAUUCAAGUGCUCUCUUCCGCUAAACUUAUAAUGAAACAACUCAUCGUAAAAGCAGAAAAGCAUCACACAGAUUCUGUUACCGGCGAAUUGGCAAGUGAUAUCGCAGACAACAUCAACAAACUAAAGGGUGAACUUGUCAAGAAAGUGGAAGAAAUAGAACAUUGUAGACUUUCACUAUCUUAAUUAUCAUUGUUAGACUUUCAAUUUAUUAWACUUUUAAAGAAACUCAAGAUGGCG
Molecule: messenger RNA, 2652 nt
Organism: Exaiptasia diaphana
Lineage: Eukaryota; Metazoa; Cnidaria; Anthozoa; Actiniaria; Aiptasiidae
Product: tetratricopeptide repeat protein 27
Exons: 31
Coding region: 46-2598 (850 amino acids)
Molecular function (GO): protein binding
Source: RefSeq, a predicted model, not a curated record